AAACACCUUCGCUAACAUCGAUCUCAUGCCACAAGCGAGUAAACAGCUCAUUGCCAUUCAACAUUUUGCGUCAGGGUCCCCAGAACCCUCCACCGUCUUCAUUGCUUUCAGAAGGGGUGAAAUAAAGACUUAUUGAUCACCAGAAUACUCCCAUUGUUACAAACACGAUUUCCCCUUCUCCCUUCUGCACCUCGAACCCCUACAAGCUCGAAGCUCGUGCCCUUCACUAUGGCAUUGAACCAAGCUUCAGAGAAUUCCGUCAUGGCGGCACCGGCGGCAGGUGGUGCUGCACCUGAUGGUACAGGCGUAAUUCAACUCGACCCGUGGCUCGAACCCUUCAGGGACGCCCUCAAACACCGUUUUGCUAAAGCUCAAAAGUGGAUCAAGUCAAUUGACGAGACGGAGGGUGGGCUAGAGAAAUUCAGUCGAGGAUACGAGAAUAUGGGCUUCACCUUCAGUCCCAAUGGAGAUAUAACAUACCGUGAAUGGGCACCAAAUGCUGAGCAAGCCUACCUGAUCGGAGAGUUCAACAAUUGGAACAGAGACUCUCACCCAAUGAAGAAAAAUCAUUUUGGUGUAUGGGAGCUGCAUCUCCCUGCAAAAGACGGAGUGCCUGCCAUAUCCCACAACACCAAGUUGAAAAUCUCGAUGGUUAUACCCGGAGGAGAAAGAAUAGAGAGGAUCCCAGCUUGGAUUACAAGAGUCACGCAAGAUCUUUCCGUCUCCCCAGUCUACGAAGCCGUGCUUUGGAAUCCCCCUCAAUCGGAGAGAUAUGUUUUCAAGAACCCUCGCCCUCCGUAUCCCAAGAGCGUCCGGAUAUAUGAAGCGCAUGUUGGCAUCUCCUCGCCAGAUCUCAAAGUCGCUACCUACAAGGAAUUCACAAAGAAUAUGUUACCGAGAAUCAAAUGGCUGGGCUACAACGUCAUACAGCUGAUGGCUAUCAUGGAACAUGCCUACUAUGCCAGCUUUGGGUACCAGGUGAACUCGUUCUUCGCCGCGAGCUCGAGAUACGGCACCCCCGACGAUUUGAAAGAGCUCAUAGACACUGCCCAUGGCAUGGGUAUCACCAUUCUGCUAGACGUCGUCCACUCUCACGCCAGCAAGAACACCCUCGACGGACUCAACAUGUUUGAUGGCAGUGAUCAUCUCUACUUCCACGAAGGAGCCAAAGGUCGUCACGAGUUGUGGGACUCGAGGCUCUUCAACUACGGCCACCACGAGGUUCUCCGUUUCCUGCUUUCCAACCUUCGCUUCUGGAUGGAGGAAUACCAAUUCGACGGCUUCCGCUUCGAUGGCGUAACAUCCAUGCUCUAUACACAUCAUGGCAUCGGUACGGGAUUCUCAGGCGGCUACCACGAAUACUUUGGCCCAUCUGUUGACGAGGAUGGUGUUGUCUACCUGAUGCUCGCUAACGAAAUGCUUCACAACAUAUAUCCACAUUGCAUCACCAUCGCUGAAGAUGUUUCAGGCAUGCCAGCGCUCUGCUUGAAGCUCUCCCUUGGAGGUGUGGGAUUUGACUACCGCCUUGCCAUGGCCGUGCCGGACAUGUACAUCAAACUAUUGAAAGAAAAGUCCGACGACCAGUGGGAUAUUGGCAAUAUUGCAUUCACUUUGACCAACCGUCGCCACGGCGAAAAGACGAUUGCGUAUUGCGAAUCGCAUGAUCAAGCCCUAGUAGGCGACAAAAGUCUCAUGAUGUGGCUCGCCGAUGCAGAGAUGUACACACAUAUGUCGACGCUAACAGAAUUUACACCUACCAUCGAGCGCGCAAUGUCCCUGCACAAAAUGAUUCGCCUUGUCACCCAUGCCCUGGGAGGCGAAGGGUAUCUCAACUUCGAGGGCAACGAAUUCGGACAUCCCGAAUGGCUUGACUUCCCGCGCGCAGGAAACGACAAUUCCUUUUGGUACGCGCGUCGCCAACUGAACUUGACCGAAGACCAUCUACUGCGAUACAAGUUUCUCAACGAGUUCGACCGUAGCAUGCAAUGGACCGAGGAAAAGUAUGGAUGGCUACACUCACCACAGGCAUACAUCUCAUUGAAGAACGAGACCGACAAAGUCCUCGUAUUCGAACGUGCCGGGCUGCUCUGGAUCUUCAAUUUCCAUCCCACCAUGUCCUAUACAGAUUAUCGUGUAGGCGUCGAGGUGCCAGGCGUGUACAGGAUCGUGCUUGACACAGACGAUCCUCAGUUCGGCGGUCUCGGACGCAACGCGAAGGAGACGAGAUUCUUCACCACAGAUAUGCCAUGGAACAACCGCAAGAAUUUCACCCAAGUCUAUAUCCCAACAAGGACCGCUUUGGUCCUGGCUCUUGAGAGUACAUUGUAAGGAGCAAUGAAACGCUAAGGUUCAUGUCGAAAGGCGCACAUGCAGAAUGAAGGAAUGGACGGUUAUGAAACAACAAGCUGUCACGUCGAUGUUUUGAUAUAUCAAUGUUGUUUAGCACAUUCAAAAAAAUGGUCGAUGAGGGAGAUCUCAUCUUGAACUAUAGCGUAGCUAGCUACUUGGUGAGAAUGCAAUAUAUGUCAAAAGUGGAGUGCAUAAAACGCAUGCUUUCGCAGAGGAUUCAUUUACAUCGUUCCACGGAGUGGAGGGUAUCAACAGAUUAUAAUCAACCACCUGGCGGGUACUGU
Molecule: messenger RNA, 2633 nt
Organism: Exophiala oligosperma
Lineage: Eukaryota; Fungi; Ascomycota; Eurotiomycetes; Chaetothyriales; Herpotrichiellaceae
Product: 1,4-alpha-glucan-branching enzyme
Exons: 4
Coding region: 229-2328 (699 amino acids)
Biological process (GO): glycogen biosynthetic process
Cellular component (GO): cytoplasm
Molecular function (GO): cation binding; 1,4-alpha-glucan branching enzyme activity; hydrolase activity, hydrolyzing O-glycosyl compounds
Source: RefSeq, a predicted model, not a curated record